AUGAGGCUAUUGAAGAAUUUUGCAGGCAAAAAGUCAUAUAGUGAUUUAAUACGAAAACUGGAUCUUUGUCAGCUUCACAAGGGAUCUGUCAUCCCUGAAAAGGGGGUGACAUGCAACAAUCGCAGCCGGUCAGCACCAAGUCCUUCCCAAGGUGCCUCCAGCCCAGGAGCAGGAGGAGCGCCUUCCCAGACCAAUGUGACCAGUAAUCGGAGGCUGCAGCAGACACAGGCGCAAGUGAAUGAGGUGGUAGACAUAAUGCGAGUCAAUGUGGACAAAGUACUAGAAAGAGACCAGAAACUUUCAGACCUUGAUAACCGGGCAGAUGCUUUGCAAGCUGGCGCCUCGCAAUUUGAAACAAGUGCAGCUAAGCUGAAGAGGAAACACUGGUGGAAAAACUGUAAGAUGAUGAUCAUCCUUGGUGUAGUAUGUGCAGCCAUUCUUAUCGUAAUUAUAAUUUAUUUCUGCACCUGAAAUACUAACGACCAAUGGCUUGGCGUGGCUUUGUUCAU
Messenger RNA from Elgaria multicarinata webbii, 509 nucleotides. RefSeq names its product vesicle-associated membrane protein 2-like. The record is from RefSeq and is a predicted model, not a curated record. The transcript is spliced from 6 exons. Lineage: Eukaryota; Metazoa; Chordata; Lepidosauria; Squamata; Anguidae. Gene Ontology annotation, molecular function: SNAP receptor activity; syntaxin-1 binding. Gene Ontology annotation, cellular component: SNARE complex; plasma membrane. Gene Ontology annotation, biological process: vesicle-mediated transport; SNARE complex assembly; vesicle fusion. Bases 1 to 471 code for a protein of 156 amino acids.